GGCGCUACGGAGAGCGACGAGCCGUGGAGCAAGGCAGAGGGCGAUCACGCCGCUGGCCCGGCCGGCCCGGCCCUCUCUGCGCGGCUCCCGCCGGGGUUCGUGAAGGAACGGGCAGGACUGGCGGGGACUCCUAUACGGGCAUGCACAGGGCUCGGUUUGACAGCUUCUUGGGCCAGCUCCGCUGUGAACUGCUGUGUGGCCGGGACACGGCCUCACCCCCAAUGUCUGGGCCCCUGCGGCCACCCCCCAAGCCCAGCCCAAGUGUGUGGUCCAGUUACCAGCUUAGGGCCUCAGAUGCCUCAGAAGGGGACUCGGCCUGCUGUGUGGAGGAGGAGGAGGAGGAGGAAGUUGUGGUGAUGAGAGACAGGGGUGCAGCCUUGGGGGACCCAAGGGAACAUGCUCUGGACUGGGACUCUGGCUUUUCGGAAGUGUCAGGGAGCACGUGGCUUGAGGAAGAACUGCCCAUACUCCGGCGCCAACCACCCCCAGCACAGCCACCCCCUAGCCAGAGCCUCUUGGCCAGUGGCCUUCCCCUGCCCAGCAGGGCCUCUGUGGCCAGUGCACCAUCUGCCCAUCGACCACGGCCCAAGUCCACCCCGGACGCCUGCCUGGAGCACUGGCGAGAGCUGGAGGCAGAGGACUGGACAGCAGCUCUGCUGAGCAGGGGUCGCAGUCGCCAGCCACUGGUGCUGGGGGACAAUUGCUUUGCUGAUCUAGUGCACAACUGGAUGGAACUGCCUGAAGCAGGGGGCGAGGGGGGCGAGGGGGGCGGGCCCCGUGCCCGCUCCCGGCCUCCCCAGUUCCUCCUUGGCCUCUCCGAGCAGCUGCGGCGCCGGCUGGCAGGGGCACGGCGGGCAGCCAUGGCAGGAAAGCGGCUGUCAUGCCCACCUCGCCCCGAACCUGAGCUGCCUGCAGAUGUCUCACGCUUUGCCGCCCUCAUGAGCUGCCACAGCCGCCAGCCCAUCAUCUGCAAUGAUGUUGUCGGCUACCUCUGACCCUGCCCCACAGCCUGGGAACAAUAAAAGCCUUUCUUUGGACUGUC
Molecule: messenger RNA, 1042 nt
Organism: Choloepus didactylus (southern two-toed sloth)
Lineage: Eukaryota; Metazoa; Chordata; Mammalia; Pilosa; Megalonychidae
Gene: INKA1
Product: inka box actin regulator 1
Exons: 2
Coding region: 141-995 (284 amino acids)
Cellular component (GO): nucleus
Molecular function (GO): protein serine/threonine kinase inhibitor activity; protein kinase binding
Source: RefSeq, a predicted model, not a curated record